This is a messenger RNA of Cornus florida, 857 nucleotides long. Its product is annotated as early nodulin-like protein 17. Bases 52 to 576 code for a protein of 174 amino acids. Gene Ontology annotation, molecular function: electron transfer activity. The record is from RefSeq and is a predicted model, not a curated record. Lineage: Eukaryota; Viridiplantae; Streptophyta; Magnoliopsida; Cornales; Cornaceae. The transcript has 2 exons. Gene Ontology annotation, cellular component: plasma membrane.
CUAAACAAAUACAGCUGCAUUUUAGAGAGAGAGAGAGAGAGAGAGAGUUAAAUGGAGGGGUUGCGAAGGAGCAUUGCGUCGCCGACGCUGGUGGUGGUGCUAGCGUUCGCCGCGAUGUUGAUGAUACCUCAGGUAUCUUCCACUCGGUUCAUCGUCGGUGCGAAUAUGGGCUGGACCAGCAAUGUUAACUACACUAUUUGGGCCAGAGACAAACAUUUCUACCUCGGCGAUUGGCUCUUUUUUGUGUAUGAUCGGAACCAGAUGAAUGUAUUAGAGGUGAACAAGACCAAUUAUGAGACAUGCAACUCCGAACAUCCACUUCACAAUUGGACUACUGGAGCUGGAAGGGAUGUGGUUCCACUUAAUGUGACUCGGCAUUACUAUUUCAUUAGCGGGAAUGGUUUCUGUUAUGGUGGCAUGAAGUUGGCUGUCCUUGUUGAAGAACUACCACCCCCUCCCACAGCUUUACCCGAAAAGUCUGGUGCUUCAAGAUCUACUACAUUUAGAGGCCAGAUUGUCAUACCAGCUGUUUUUGCAAUUGCUGCAGUAUGGGACUCGUUCAUUCGGUUCUGGUAGCGAUUCAUAUCUUCAGACGUUGAGCGCUUUUCUGUCAGCUUUGCACCAAUUGCUUAAACGACUUUUGAAAGAAAAUUGAGUUGUGUUCCAUUGGUUUUUUCAUUACUUUUUUAAUUUUUAAUUUUCUUUUUAGAUUCAUGUUUGUCCUUUCGUGUGUUAUUUAUUGUCCAUCAUGCUAGACGUAGAAAUUAAUGACUUUUUAUUAUAAGGUGGGUGGAUGGGUUUGAAAAUUGUUAAAUAUGUUCACCAAAACAAAUUUAAAGAAAUGAUUUCUUGGAGUA